This is a messenger RNA of Medioppia subpectinata, 954 nucleotides long. NCBI's taxonomy places the organism in Eukaryota, Metazoa, Arthropoda, Arachnida, Sarcoptiformes, Oppiidae. The record is from the annotation of a GenBank genome assembly.
AUGGACGUACAACUGAUUUGCAAUUUAGAAAUGGACUAUUAUAUACUGUAUGUGGUGUACAGACGAGACUACAACAAACUAUUGGUGCGAACGAAGCCGUCCGACGAUAACCACUCAUUGAGUGACUCAACCGAUGGAUCAAAAGAGAGCGGCACUCAAAAAGACGAUUCAAUCAGUCUGGAAAAAUUAACCAAAAUAUUUGCCACUAAUUUUGGACUCAAUGAAAGUGAUGGCAAAGCAGUGACUAAUGUUGAGAAAGUGUUGGACGAGUUGAGUGUGGAUGGGAUCGUGCGGUACAUGAAUAGUGGCCAAUGCGAGCACAUUGUAGUGAUGGUCGGCGCCGGACUCUCAACCGCGGCCGGAAUUCCAGACUUUCGGAGCCCUGGAAGCGGUCUUUACGACAAUCUAUCGAAAUACAAGUUGCCGUCACCCGAAUGUAUGUUUGAUAUCAACUUCUUUCGGGAAAAUCCGGAGCCUUUCUUCGAUUUGGCGAAACAGUUAUUUCCGGGAAGUUUUAAUCCGACGACAAGUCAUCGAUUCCUUAAACUACUGAAUGACAAGAAUUUGUUGUUAAGACUCUACACACAGAACAUCGACACUCUUGAGCGGAUCGCUGGCAUUCCCGGCGAUAAGUUGGUCGAAGCUCACGGAACCUUUCAUACAUCACAUUGUAUUGAUUGCAAACAACAAUAUAGUCUCCAAUGGAUGAAAGACACAGUCAGUCCUAAGACUCCGCGACUACUAAUAAAUAAGACAAAAUGCGGUCAAAGUUCACAAUUAGCCAAACUUUUAGGGAUGGGAUCCGGUCUUGACUUUGACUCUGCGAACGCAUACCGCGAUGUUCUGCUUCUCGAAGACUGUGAUAAAGGCUGCGAACAAUUGGCAGAAGCUUUGGGUUGGGCUCAAGAACUCAAACAAAUGACUGCUCCCGAAGGCAGGAAAGAGUGGUUAUGA